This is a messenger RNA of Zychaea mexicana, 234 nucleotides long. RefSeq lists its product as uncharacterized. The record is from RefSeq and is a predicted model, not a curated record. Lineage: Eukaryota; Fungi; Mucoromycota; Mucoromycetes; Mucorales; Lichtheimiaceae. The coding region runs from base 1 to 234 and encodes 77 amino acids. The transcript has 2 exons.
AUGGCCCUUUUCCUGUGUGCAGCAGCCGGUAAUCUGACGUAUACCUUGGGCAUCUUUUCCAAUCCCCAUCAGACCCGGCAGACACUGUUGGAGGCUGUGCCGUACAUCCUCGGCAGUGCAGGAACCCUGUGCUUUGAUUUGACUAUUUAUAUCCAAUACCUCAUUUACAACAACAAUACCCAAGAGAAGAAGCCGGCGGCAGAUGGCGUGCAGCCAGAACCCGCCACUUGGUAA